Molecule: messenger RNA, 2643 nt
Organism: Triplophysa dalaica
Lineage: Eukaryota; Metazoa; Chordata; Actinopteri; Cypriniformes; Nemacheilidae
Gene: nefmb
Product: neurofilament medium chain b
Exons: 4
Coding region: 1-2193 (730 amino acids)
Biological process (GO): neurofilament bundle assembly
Cellular component (GO): axon; postsynaptic intermediate filament cytoskeleton; intermediate filament
Molecular function (GO): structural constituent of cytoskeleton
Source: RefSeq, a predicted model, not a curated record
AUGAAGGAAACAUUCCCUCACUACACCACCAACUCACCAACACCGCUCACCGUGGAUAUCAUAAUGUCUUCCCGCAGAAGGACUCUUGAGACGCGGACCACCCGUCCUACGUCGACCCCCAUGCGCUCGCACUCCUGGGCUAUCAGUAGUCCUGGUUCCUCGCUGCACUUUAAAAAAACCUCUUCUGUGCCUGUAUCCAGGUCUUACACCGCUGCGCUCGCGUCUCCGGAUGGGUUCGAGCUGAGCGCGGCACUGAACGGAGACCCCACGCGCUCUAACGAAAAAGAGCAACUCCAGGGGCUCAACGACCGCUUCGCCAGUUACAUCGACAAAGUGCGUUUCCUAGAGGAGCAAAACAAUCAGCUGGAAGCUGAAAUCCAAGCGCUCAAGCAGCAGAAGUUGACGCAGUCCCUGCACAGCGACGCGUACGACCGAGAGCUUGGAGACCUGCGCUGCGCCCUGGAGCAACUUCACAAGGAGAAGGUGCGCGUCCUGCUCGACACGGAGCACAUCGACGAGGAUCUCCACCGUCUCCGAGAGCGAUACGAGGAUGAAGCACGACUCAGGGAGAACGUGGAGGCUGCGAUCCGGGACUCGAAGAAGGACAAGGACGAUUCGAUUCUGAUGAAGUUGGAAUUGGAGAGAAAAGUCAAGGCCCUUGUGGAUGAAAUCGACUUCUUGCGGCAGAACCACGAGGAGGAGAUUAACGAGCUUCUGGCUCAGCUUCAAGCAGCACAGGUGCCGGUGGUGGAGACGAGGGACCUGCAGAAGACCGACAUCACCUCUGCGCUCCGGGAGAUCCGGGCGCAGCUGGACGGGCUGUCUUCCCAGAACCUCCAGCAGGCUGAAGAGGUGUUUAAGUGCCGCUACUCGAUGCUGACGAGUGCUGCUGAUCAGAACAAGGGUGCUAUAAAGUCUAUUCGGGAUGAGAUUGCCGAUUACCGCCGUCAGAUCCAAGGCAAGAACAUUGAGCUGGAGUCGCUUCGGGGUACCAAAGAGUCACUGGAGAGGCAACUGCACGAUAUUGAGGACAGCCACAACACUGACGUUGACAGUUACCAGGAGAUGAUGCACCAACUGGAAAACGACUUGAAAGCAACAAAGUGGGAAAUGGCUCGUCACCUCAGAGAAUAUCAAGAUCUGCUUAAUGUAAAAAUGGCACUGGAUGCUGAAAUAGCAGCUUACAGAAAACUGCUGGAGGGUGAGGAGACUCGCUUCCACACCAUCUCUGGAAGUAUCACAAGCCCUAGCUUUGCAUACAGUCAGCCCAAAACAUCAAAGGUCAAACAUAAAAUAGUGGAGGAGAUCAUCGAGGAGACCAAAGGAGAGAUUGACAUUGACGAUGACCUGGCUGAGGUGGCCAAGGAACUGGGAGAAGAAGCUGAUGAGGAAAAGGAGGAAGGAGAGGAGGAAGAGGCAGAGGAAGAAGAGGAGAUUGUUGCCGCCAAACAGGCCAAAGUGAGCUCUGCUGCUCCAGAGGGUGAGGAAGGAGGAGACGAGGAAGAAACAGCAGAGGAAGAGGGUGAAGCAGAGGAAGAGGAAGGAGAGGAAGCAGAGGAAGAGGGGGAGGAGGAAGAAGUGGAACCCAAAGUGGAAGUGAUUGACGAGACAGAACUGUGUGGUGACAAAACACCAACAUCAGACAAAGAAGAAAAAGAAGGAAGUGACAAAGACGAAGGAGAAGAACAGAAAGAGGAUGAAGAGGAGAAAGAGAUAGAGGAAAGUAAAGAAAAGGCCAAAGAUGAAGAGGAGAAGGAAGAAGCAGAUGAGAAAGACGAAGAAAAGGACGAUAAGAAGGAAGAGACCAAACCUAAAGGCGAUGAAGAGAAAAGCGAUUCUAAAGCAGAGGAAACCAAGUCAGAUUCUGAAAAGGAUGACGAUAAACCUGACACCGAGGAAGAGAAGAAAAUAUCUUCACCUGUAAGCGAAGAGAAAGAAAAAGAAGAAAAAACACAGCCGAAGGAAAAAGAAGAGGUUGUUUCCAACGGUGACCAGACCAGCCCAGCGAAAGACGAACCCAGCCCUAAAGAAGAGGUCUUGACCGGAACGGUGGACACCACCACCAAUGGUGAUAAAGAAACAGCCAAACCAGACGUAGAGAAAGAAGAAAAGGCCGAAGAAAAGCCACAGGACAAAAAGAAAGUGGAGAAAGAAACUUCACCAGCAAAGAAAGAAAUCAAAGGCAAAGACUGAUGCCAACGUACCUCAACUGAAAGUUAGUUUUAAAUCAAUUCUGUUCCAUGCAAAAUGUGAAAAACCAAUCCAAACACCAUUUGAUGCAGCUCGCAAAAAUAAUUGCAUGCGUGUUGAUCGACUUGCAUGUGUGACCCGGAAGGAAAUAGCCAUGCUAAACUGAAACUAUAGCGUGUUUGCAAGUGUAUUAUGCUGCUAAUGACUUUAUGUGAAAUGAUAUGAGGUCUGUUUAUGAAAGAUUUUACAGUGAUAUGCAUUCUAAAGCAGCUCGACAGUAAUGGUGCUACCACAACGCUGACACUCACAACCGAAAGCUGCUUUUUGAAGUUCUUUCAAACUUUAUGAUGUCUUUCUAGUAUACUUCAUGCCUUAAGACAUAAUGUACUGAAACAAGAAUUGUUCUGUUAAAACACAAGAACUGGUGAUACUGUGAAAGAUAAAGUUGCUGCU